GUGGCGGCAGCAUGGCGCUGGAGUCCAUCCGCUACAAGCCGGGCUCCCUGCAGGUGCUCAACCAGCUGCUGCUGCCCCAGCAGAGCCUCUACGAAGCGGUGGUCUCGGUGCAGCAGGCCUGGGAGGCCAUCCGCGCCAUGAAGGUGCGCGGUGCCCCCGCCAUUGCGCUCGUCGGAUGUCUCAGCCUCGCCGUGGAGCUGCGCUCCGGCGCGGGCGGCCCGGGCCCCGCAGAGCUCGCGGCCUUCGUGCGCGACCGGCUGAGCCUCCUCGUCACCGCGCGACCCACCGCGGUGAACAUGGCCCGCGCCGCCCGCGACCUGGGGGCCGCUGCGGCCCAGGAGGCGGCACGCGACGGCGCCACCGAGGAGGCGGUGCGGGAGAGAGUGAUCCGCUACGCCGAGGACAUGCUGGAGAAAGACCUGAGGGACAACCGUAGCAUCGGGGACCUGGGAGCCUACCACCUCCUGGACCGGGCAGCCCCCCAGGGUGGCAAGGUGAGCGUGCUGACCCACUGCAACACUGGCACACUGGCCACCGCUGGCUACGGCACAGCCCUGGGUGUGAUCCGGUCACUGCACCAGUUGGGCCGCCUGGAGCACGCCUUCUGCACGGAAACCCGGCCCUACAACCAGGGUGCACGGCUGACAGCCUUCGAGCUGGUAUACGAGGGCAUCCCUGCCACCCUCAUUGCUGACAGCAUGGCAGCUGCCGCCAUGGCCCACAGGGGCGUAUCAGCUGUUGUCGUGGGAGCUGACCGGGUGGUCGCCAACGGAGACACUGCCAACAAAGUGGGCACCUACCAGCUGGCCAUUGCUGCCAAGCACCACAGCAUCCCCUUCUACGUGGCUGCCCCCAGCUCCUCUUGUGAUCUCCGUCUGGAGACUGGCCAGGAUAUCGUCAUUGAGGAACGCCCCGCCCACGAGCUCACUGAUGUAAACGGGGUCAGGAUUGCAGCACCUGGUAUUGAGGUUUGGAAUCCCGCCUUUGAUGUCACCCCACAUGACCUCAUCACUGGUGGCAUUAUUACGGAGCUGGGUGUCUUCACGCCCAAG
Molecule: messenger RNA, 1052 nt
Organism: Octodon degus (degu)
Lineage: Eukaryota; Metazoa; Chordata; Mammalia; Rodentia; Octodontidae
Gene: Mri1
Product: methylthioribose-1-phosphate isomerase 1
Exons: 5
Molecular function (GO): S-methyl-5-thioribose-1-phosphate isomerase activity
Source: RefSeq, a predicted model, not a curated record